Messenger RNA from Rotaria sp. Silwood2, 2943 nucleotides. The record is from the annotation of a GenBank genome assembly. NCBI's taxonomy places the organism in Eukaryota, Metazoa, Rotifera, Eurotatoria, Philodinida, Philodinidae.
ACCGUGGUUUUUGGUGGUAUUCACCCACGCUGGUACUGUAGAAACACAGAAAAAAGUUCUGGAACAAGUCUCCAGAUGGUUCUCCAGAAAAAUUUUCCGAGACCUUUUGAGUUUUCGCAAAAACUAACAACGCCAUCAUGUUCAGGAUAGCUGAAAGCCCAUUCCCAGGUAUUUUCCGUUAUUUCUACCAUUAAUAUAUGACAAUUAAAAGCUGAUGAACUCUAUAUACUAAUCAACCUUUGGUUGCCUGAAGAAAAGUGAAAUUCUUUAUUUUCGGUAACAUAUUAUUGAUAAAAUUAAGGAAAAAUCCACGGGAAUAGGUUUUCGACUAUGCUGAACAUGAUGGCGUUGUUAGUUUUUGCGAAAACUCAAAAGGUCUUGGAAAAUUAUCUGGAGAACCAUCUGGAGACUUGUUCCAGAACUUUUUUCUGUGUUUCUACAGUACCAGCGUGGGUGAAUACCACCAAAAACCACGGUUUUAGCCCGUUUUUAGCGAUUUUCAUAAAAAUUUCCAAUAUGAAUGAGUUUUCAGAUUCAAUAUUCAUAUCCAGCACAAAAUUGUGCAUCCGAAUCACUAUAUAUGUUGCUUUUUCGGUGCUUCCUAGGAAAGUAAGGCAUCAAAAUACCUUUUUUGCAAAAAGCAAGAAAAUGAAGGUAAAUAUAAGACUACUAUUUCCAAGAGCAUUUUUGACAAUUUUGAAUGCACCCGAGUAUCCCCUGACAUAGUUCCAAUGCAAAAAAGCCGAAAUUAUUUUGGGCUAGCAAAGGGUCUUAUCCGCCUUAUUCCUUUAUACCGAUUUUACUUGUACUAUUUAAAUCGAUCAUGUUUGAUUGGAAAUCUUCCUGCUUGAUAUUGAUUUAUUAUCAUUGGAUCACCGUCGAUCAUUACGUUGUGCACAAUUAUCAAGUUUUCAUAUUUCCUUCAAUCAAUACACCAAUGAAAAUCAAACGGUACAUCUCCUUUGUUCUACUAUUAAAUUAACAGAUACACGAAUUCAAAAUGAACAUAUGAUUAUACCAUUAUCUAUAUCUUCAAAUUCAAAUCAACUUGGAACUCAUCUAUUAAGAUCGAAAUUUGAUUAUCAAUGUACAUUAACAAUGAAUUCUGUACGAAUUCUAUUCGUGAUUGAUUAGUUAUUAGGUCUCAAUGAAUUUCUCAAUUCAUUCUGCAAACAACAACGGAUAAUAAAUAAGAAUGGUAUUUUAAUUUCAUCAUUUGGCAUUAAACUUGAUUUAAAUCGACUUGAACUUGCUCUUGUUCCAGCAAUAAAAGAUCCAUAUUCUAAUGCUCUCAUUUAUUCUAGUACAAUGGUUAUUAAUUUUAAAGAAUCACUUCAAUCAAUCUAAUGGUUUGUGACUGAUUUCAAAUUUUUUACCUGUCAAAUUGGAAAUAUCGAUGAGACAAUAGUUUCUAUUAUUGAACCUACUGAAUGUUCUUUACAUGUUCAAAAAUCACGCGAAAUACUCAAUGAACAAAUCUGUAUAUUGAAUAUUCUACUACUAAACAUUCGUCUAGCAUAUUCGGAUAUUAAAAUGAUCUGUUCUCUAAUUCAUACUGUUUCCAAACAAAUUUCUCAAUCAAAAACUCGUAAAUCUUUAUUAACAUUUAUUUCUUCUCUUCUUACAUUACCAGUUAGAAAUCUUCCAACAUCUAUGUUAAAUAUAAGAUGUCUAAAAUUUAUCUAUCUUAUUGAUGAUUGUUUUGGUGUAAAUAUUUCUUUAUUAAAUAUUAAUCUAAACCAUUUAUUUUACAAACAAUCGAAAAUAAUCAUUUACAUCGUACAGAUCAAUGUGGAUUUGAAUUCAAAAUUCCCUAUUAUAAUCGUUUUCAAUCUGGUUUUGAACCACUUAUUCAAUCAUGUCCAUUUCAAAUGACAUUAAGUCGAUUAUUAACAUCAACUUUAUUAUCUCUCUCUUCGAAAGAAAUACUUAAUUUAAAUUUUACAAAAUCAAUGUAUCGAUUGAUUAAUAUUCUUAAAACAAAUUGACUUACUGAUUAUCAGAAUUGAGAGAAAAUAACUAGUUUUCGUCGUGUAAAACCACUGGAUCCAUGUUGUUUUAAAAAUGUAGCUUGGAAUUCGAAUUGAAUUUCGUACAUGGUUAACUGGUGAACAACGCUUUUCAUCAUUUGAAAAUAUUGUGGAUGAUAAUCAAACUGUAUCCUUUGCCUUUCCAACUCAUUUCUCUCAAACACGAGAAACAUUACAACCUAUAUCAAUCGAUCAUGUUGGAACAUUCUUUCGACUUGCUACUCAUCAAUUAUAUAAACCAAUUCUUGUUAUUAUUCAUAUUGCUAUGACUGAGAUUCCUAUACGUUUAAUUGCAAUAAAAUCAUCUAUUGAAAUACGUAAUCAAUUAAUAAAUUCAAUCGAUAUACAAUUUAUCUCACAAUCGGAUGAUUUACAUGAAUUUUAUUUAGAACCAAAUCAAAUUCGUUCAUUACCUAUUCAACUUUGUUCAACAAUUAAACAGAUACAUAUUCGAACUGCUAAUUUUGCUCUUGAUUAUUGUGAUGAUCCUGUUCAGUGGUCAGACAUUGAAAAAAAUCAUCAAUCAUUUCUUCGUUCAUGUUCAAUCGAUGGAAAAGAAGCUGUUUAUUAUCUAUGUUUACAAUCGAAACCAAAAUAUCCUGUAAUCCUUCAAGAUCCAUCAUUAUCUAUUUAUCAAUUAACAAUUAUUCCAUCAUUAACAAUUUGUAAUCUUCUUCCGUGUACACUAACCUUUGAAAUUCCAUCUUAUCCUCAAAAAUUUGAAAUAAAUGCUUAUAAAUAUCAUCGAGAACAUACAUUAAAUAUUCUUCAAAAUUUUGAUAUUCUUUUUCUCAUGAAUAUUUUUCGAAUGAAUAAAUCAUUGCAUUUAUCAACAAUAAAUGAUCUACAUGGAAUGAAAGUUACUUAUCAACGAGUCAUUUUUUAUGGCCAUAAUCAACGAAUUAUUAGUUGA